This is a messenger RNA of Juglans regia (Persian walnut), 837 nucleotides long. Its product is annotated as max-binding protein MNT-like. NCBI's taxonomy places the organism in Eukaryota, Viridiplantae, Streptophyta, Magnoliopsida, Fagales, Juglandaceae. The record is from RefSeq and is a predicted model, not a curated record. The transcript has a single exon. Bases 1 to 837 code for a protein of 278 amino acids.
AUGGAGACCCAGGCCUCCCGCCCUCGUCCUUUGUUCCGUUUACCUACAAUAUUAGCUCGCCCAACCGCCCCUGUUGAUCCAAUCCCGAACCCUGCCCCUGCUCCAGAGCCACGCCCACCAAUGGUUAGGCCUGCAUCAAUAAGGCCACUGGCCGGGACGUUUCAACAACCUCAAUCUCAAGAACCCACCCCACGACCAUCUGCGGUUGUUAGUCCCGCAGCCAGAGGUACUGCCCCGCUAGCACCAGAACCUCCGAAAACCAUUGAGCCUAUUGUUCAAACCUUACCUCAAUCCCCUAAGCCCAAGCCCACGGCUCCACCACCAUCUGCUUUGACCAUUUUGCCUUCCCAAUUGAAGUCGCUGGGUGAGCUUGAGCAGAAGAUCCAAAUGGAGGUCCAGCAGAAAGAUGUGGUGGUUCGGAUCAAGACCAUUGGAAAGGAAGAAGUUUCAAAAGAAAAUGAAACCAAUAAGAUGGUGAAAAGUAGUUGCAAAAAUAUUUCGAAUUUAGAGAAAGUGGGUAUGAGGGUUAUAACAAUUGCAGGAGAAAACAAAGGCGCCUUCAUGAAACUAAUCCAGUCCUCAAAGAAACAUGAAGUUGUUCACAAGAAUAAAAAUCCCAAGACAAAAAGCCAUGCCAAUGACAGGCAAAGCACUAGUAGCGAUGAGGCCGUGGGGAAUCUGAAGAAGAAUAAAAGUCAUAAAGGAAAAGUGCCAAGUUCAAUGCCCAUGAAGGCAUUCGUGAACAGCAAUGUGCAGAGCAUUAACAACUCCAUCCUCUACAGUUGUUCAUGCACUCACCAUGAUCCUGGGGUGCACCUUGCUCUCUCUAGAAACUAA